Molecule: messenger RNA, 3650 nt
Organism: Ricinus communis (castor bean)
Lineage: Eukaryota; Viridiplantae; Streptophyta; Magnoliopsida; Malpighiales; Euphorbiaceae
Product: extra-large guanine nucleotide-binding protein 1
Exons: 8
Coding region: 516-3269 (917 amino acids)
Biological process (GO): G protein-coupled receptor signaling pathway
Molecular function (GO): G-protein beta/gamma-subunit complex binding; GTPase activity; guanyl nucleotide binding
Source: RefSeq, a predicted model, not a curated record
GUUACUUUUCUCACUCUUUCUUUGCCCCCCCUGCUAUCUUUUCCUUCUCCCCAAACACUCUUUUUUUUUUUCUUUUUUUUUUUUUCUUUUCAAGAACUUAUAAUUAUUUCUUUGUCUUCUCCUUCUUAAAAAACUUGGAUACUUUUGCCUUACAAGAAAUCCAAGUAUUUUCUUUAUUUUAAAGAACUGAAGCUCUAUUUCCCUCUUCGUUCAAGCAAACCCUUAUCUUCUUCUACCUUUUCUUUUUCUUUUUCUCUUUUAUAUCUUUUUUGUGUGUAAACCAGCCAUACAUAUUGCACUUUACUCACUGUAUCCAUUCCUAACCUAAUAGCUGCAUGAUUGAGCUAUAUCUAUAACUUCUAUUCACUUUGUUUCAAAUUUUGAGCUAAAAGAAAAAUAAAGAAUUCUUUAACCAUGAUUCUUGAACUUAGCGUCUCAUUUUAACCUAAUCAAGAAACCAAGAAACAAGAAACAAAAGAAAACAACUUUCUUGCUUCUUGUUUAUUCAUCAAGAAAUGCCACCAGAUAAUGAAGAUGGAGUUCAAUACUCCUUUGCAUUAGAGUACAACGGCCCACCAUUACCCUACGAUCUUCCACGCGCCGUUCCAAUCAACGUUAACAAAAUCCCAGUUGCUGCAGUGGUUUCUCAGCUCUCUAUCCCUGAUAAACUCUCUUUACCGGUAGUUAAACCGUUAUUACCAGCUUCUGAUCCAGGUAAAAGAAGUCCUAAUCUUUCUAAAGAACCAGGAUCUGAAGAAGCUACAACAACAGUAUCUCCAACUUCAGUAAUUGAAAGAGCUACUGAAAGUAAUCAUCAUCAAGAUUGUGGAUUGUCUGGUGAGUUAAGUAGUUCAGGUGCUUUAGAAUUUUCUACUGGUUCUGGGGUAUUGUUAAAUGGAGGUAGGAGUUCUAGUACUAUAGAGUUUUCUGAUAGUUUUGAUAAUAAAUCAAGAGAAAGUUCGUCGAGACUGAGAAUUUCUAAUGAAUUGAACCAAGAUUGGGAGUCUAAUGAGUCUGUUUUGAGUAUUGAUCAUUACCCGUCUUCGCGGGUUUCUAGUGUUAAAGAAAAUGGAGCGUGCUGUAAUGAAGUGCUUGGUGAUUAUAAAAGAACCCAAGUUGUUACUUUUGUUGAUGUUGAAUCUGAUAGUGGUGUUGGUGUUGCUGGCGUUGAUGAUGACAAUGAAGAGUUUGGUGAGGAUGAGGAAAGGUUUUCGCGGCAGGUUAAGAGAGAACCACAGAAUAAAGGAAAGAAAGGCACUUGUUAUAGAUGUUUUAAGGGGAAUAGGUUUACUGAGAAGGAAGUUUGUAUUGUUUGUGAUGCUAAGUAUUGUUCUAAUUGUGUACUUAGAGCUAUGGGGUCAAUGCCUGAAGGAAGGAAAUGUGUUAGUUGUAUCGGGUAUCCUAUUGAUGAAUCAAAAAGGGGGAGCUUGGGGAAAUGUUCGAGAAUGCUCAAGCGUUUGCUGAAUGAUUUGGAGGUUAGACAGAUAAUGAAGGCUGAGAAGUUGUGCGAGUCUAAUCAGUUGCCUCCUGAAUAUGUUUGUGUGAAUGGGAUGCCUCUUUGCCAUGAGGAGUUGGUUGUUUUGCAGACCUGUCCAAGUCCACCAAAGAAGCUGAAACCUGGAAAUUAUUGGUAUGAUAAAGUGUCUGGUCUUUGGGGAAAGGAAGGGCAGAAGCCUUCCCAAAUCAUAAGCCCUCAUUUGAAUGUUGGGGGUCCUAUUAAUGCAGAUGCUAGCAAUGGUAACACACAGGUUUACAUAAAUGGCCGGGAGAUAACAAAAGUAGAGCUCAGGAUGUUGCAGCUGGCAGGAGUUCAGUGUGCUGGCAACCCACAUUUUUGGGUCAAUGAGGAUGGGUCAUAUCAAGAAGAGGGGCAGAAGAAUACUAAAGGUUACAUUUGGGGCAAGGCGGGAAUGAAGCUUGUAUGCACGUUCUUAUCACUCCCAGUUCCUUCUAAAUCUUCAAAUUCUUUGGGAGAACAAGUUAACAGCGGAGUUAGCAGAAGUGUUCCGGACUACCUUGAGCAGAGAACGCUUCUGAAAAUUCUUUUAGUUGGAUACAAUGGCUCUGGGACAAGUACUAUAUUUAAGCAGGCCAAGAUUCUUUAUAAACCUGUUCCUUUCACAGAGGAUGAACGUGAAAACAUUAAACUGACAAUUCAGAGCAACGUGUAUGGAUAUCUUGGCAUACUCCUUGAGGGACGUGACCGGUUUGAAGAAGAAAGUUUGGCUGUAAUAAAGAAAGAGCAUUCUUCUGAUGAAAUUGACCCAAGUGGAAGUACCAGUAGCAUAAAUGGCACAACAAUCUAUUCUAUUGGACCAAGGCUUAAAGCAUUCUCAGAUUGGCUUCUAAAGAUUAUGGUGUCGGGAAAUUUGGAGGUAAUAUUCCCAGCUGCCACUCGGGAAUAUGCACCAUUGGUCGAAGAACUAUGGAGGGAUCCAGCCAUUCAGGCCACAUACAACCGGAAAAGUGAAUUAGAAAUGCUACCUAGUGUUGCUAGUUAUUUCUUAGAAAGGGCAGCCGACAUACUGAGACCAGACUAUGAACCCUCAGAUUUGGAUAUCCUAUAUGCCGAAGGUGUUACUUCUUCGAAUGGGCUUGCUUGUUUGGAAUUUUCAUAUCCCCUGUCAGCACCUGAUGAUAAAUUUGACUCAGAUGAUCAACAUGAUUCUCUGCUUAGGUACCAACUGAUUAGUGUGCAUGCACGCGGUUUUGGAGAGAACUGCAAGUGGCUUGAGAUGUUUGAAGAUGUUGGAAUGGUCAUUUUCUGUGUUGCAUUAAGCGAUUAUGACCAGUAUGCAAUUGAUGGCAAUGGGUGUUCUACUAACAAGAUGUUGCUGAGCAGGAGGUUCUUUGAGAGCAUUGUUACUCAUCCCACCUUUGAUCAGAUGGAUUUUCUUUUGAUACUAAACAAAUUUGAUCUGUUUGAGGAAAAAGUAGAACGAGUAUCAUUGACUCAUUGCGAGUGGUUUGAUGAUUUCCAUCCUGUGGUCAGCCAUCAUAGAUCAAACAGCAACAGCAAUAGCAUCAAUAGCAGUCCUUCACUUGGUCAGCUGGGUUUCCACUACAUAGCUGUCAAGUUCAAGAAGCUCUAUGCUUCACUAACGGGAAAGAAGUUGUAUGUCUCUAUGGUUAAGGGUUUGGAGCCUGAUAGUGUUGAUGCAUCUCUUAAAUAUGCAAGGGAGAUUUUGAAGUGGGAUGAAGAAAGGCAUAACUUCAGCCUGAGCGAGUAUUCAUUUUAUAGUACUGAAGCAAGCUCCUAUUCCCCUUAAAUUGGCUAGUCAAGGAAGCCUUGUACAUGGGUCCUGCCUCCUGCAACACUUCAUUGCCAUCUAGUGUACAUAAACGGCCUGUAAAUUAACUAGUGAACACGCUUCUCUUCCAUAAGCCAUUGCAGUUGUAAGACCAAUAUCUCAAGGUAUCCUUCCAAUGUCAUGCUGCUAUAAUUUGUUCCUUAGAUUUCCAGCACACAGUUAGGACUACACAUUAGCUUUCCUUGUUAUACGGUAAAGGAAUCACUCCAUACUGUGUUCUUGUGCUUUUUGCUCCCCCCUACCAUGUGUGUAGUUAUUCUAUCUUUGAAAUGGUAUUCAAAUAUUCAUUUGUAAUAUAAGAGAUUAUGUUUAUGAUCUAUUGACAAGUAGAAUACUGUA